AUGGCAGAGGAAGGCCGAGGGCUGGAGGAACCCCUGAGCUGGUGGCCGGGGACGUGGCCCCCACGGCUUUGCCUCUGUCCCAGGUAUGACGUGGGAGGGAGGCACAUGGUGUGCGUGACGCUGCCCGAGGACGUGGAGAAGCUGAAGCAGGCGGAGGGCCCCCAGCCCCGCAGGAUGGUCCUGGAGCCCUGGCUGGCCCACCGGCAGCAGCGCGGGCACAAGCACGGCGUUCUUGCUAGUGGCCUCCAUGGCACCGAGGGCCUGGAUGGGGACAGGAGUGCCAGGCCCCUGGCCAGCCGAAACGGGCCGGCCUGGCGCUCGGACCGCCUGCGGCUGAACCCCGACGUGAUGUCGCCGCAGGCCGUCCAGAAGUUCAUCCCCAUGGUGGACAGGGUGGCGAGGGACUUCUGCGGGGCCCUGAUGGCGAAGGUGCAGCAGAACGCGCGGGGGAGCCUGACCCUGGACAUCCAGCCCAGCAUCUUCUACUACACCAACUUGGUCCUUUUCGGAGAGCGGCUGGGCCUCCUCAGCCAGAGCCCAAGCCGGGCCAGCCUGGAUUUCAUCCACGCGCUGCAGGCCAUGCUGGAGUCCACCAUGCGGCUCAUGUUCAUGCCCCAGAGCCUGUCCCGCUGGACGAGCGCCAAGGUGUGGCAGGAGCACUUCGAGGCCUGGGACUGCAUCUUCCAGUACGCCAACAGCUCCAUCCAGAAAAUCUACCAGGAGCUGGCACUCGGCUGCCCUCAGCACUACAGCGGCGUGGUGGCGGAGCUGCUCCUGCACGCGGACAUGACGCUGGACGCCAUCAGGGCCAGCUCCAUCGACCUCACGGCCGGCAGCGUGGACACGACAGCCUACCCCUUGCUGAUGACCCUCUUCGAGCUGGCACGCAACCCCGGGGUGCAGCAGGCCCUGCGUCAGGAGAGCCUGCAGGCCGAGGCCACCAUCUCUGAGAACCCUCAGAGAGCCGUGGCCGAGCUGCCCCUGCUGCGGGCGGCGCUCAAGGAGACCCUGAGGCUGUACCCCGUGGGCAUCUCAGUGGACCGACAGGUGAACUCGCGGCCUGGAAGGCAGAAGCUGCACCAGGACCUGGGACUGGGGACAGGCCGGUCCUCAGGCGGAGCCGCACCUCUGUCCCAGGUGCUGAAACGCUUCCAGGUGGACACGCUGACGCAGGCGGAUGUGAGGAUGGUCUACCGGUUCGUGCUGAUGCCAUCGGUCAUCCCGCUCCUGACCUUCCGCGCCAUCAGCUAGUGCCCUCACCGCCCACGUGCCGCGCCGCCAGCUCCCCUGUGCCCGACCCGGGCCCUGCUUCCUGCCUCACCCACUACCCAGCCAGCACCUCCACAGACGGAACAGCCAGGCCCUCUGAGGUCAGGGCAGAGCCAGGGAUGCGUCUUGGCAGCAGGUCGGGGCUCUGUGCCCAGUCCCCCCAGCGCCUACGAGGAACACCAUCCGAGGGCCUUAGCCCCACCGGUCACCCCAGGACUGGCUCCAGCUCAUGUGUCCACCAGGGGGCCUCUGACCCUGUCUCUUGCCUCCCUGUCCAGUCCUGCUCUUCCCCUGCGAGAACUGACAGCAGGGUCCCCUGUCCUGCUCGGGGCCGCGCUCCUUGUGCGCCGUGCUCUGCCUGGAGCUGGGCAUCGAGCUGGGCUGCGAUUUGCCCACCAGCCUGUUUCCAGCCACGGGCCCUCCUGGCACUGCCAUCCUCGGCGACUGGCUGAGCCUCCCAGCCACGGGGCUGGAUAGAUGGCAGCGGCUACUAGAAUGGCCAUGGCCACUGAGGGGCCCAGUUGGACAUCUGGGCCAAUGAUACCCCUGAAGGCAGGCAGGAUGGCCACCCCCACAGGCUGGCAUCGGGGUGACUACAGAGAAGCCUCUGGAGGAAGGGGGUGGGGCAGGUCAGCCACGUGCAGCCACGUGCUCCCUUUUU
Myotis davidii is the source of this 1930-nucleotide messenger RNA. Its product is annotated as cytochrome P450 11B1, mitochondrial. NCBI's taxonomy places the organism in Eukaryota, Metazoa, Chordata, Mammalia, Chiroptera, Vespertilionidae. The record is from RefSeq and is a predicted model, not a curated record. Gene Ontology annotation, cellular component: mitochondrial inner membrane. Gene Ontology annotation, biological process: aldosterone biosynthetic process; glucocorticoid biosynthetic process; cortisol metabolic process. Gene Ontology annotation, molecular function: heme binding; iron ion binding; corticosterone 18-monooxygenase activity.